AUGCUUCCCCAAGCGCUCUUGUUGGCCCUUGUCGUCGCCGUUUCUGCACGGCAGAUCCAUAACGCACAUCCCGGCUUCGUCAACAACGACCACAUCCAGGCAUGUGUCGCGGUGAAGGAUAACGUCGAUGGGGCAGCCGUGACUCUCCAGAAUUGCGGUGCAAACGGCGACCAAGCGGUUUACGAGUGGGAUCUGUCGUUUUUUUCCGACUCCUCCGCGCAGACCACUCUGCAGCAAAUCAAAGUCUUUGGCGACAAGUGCCUCGAGGUUAAAGAUGGCAGCUCUGUCCAAAUUGGUGUUUGCGAUGGGAGCAACGCAAACCCCAACCAGCAAUGGACGUCAAGCAGCGACUCUACUUUCCGUUGGGGUGGUAAGCCCAACCAAUGCCUCGACCUCCGCGAUGGAAAGACCGUCAAUGGGACGCCUCUCGUGGUUCAGCCAUGCUCCCUUGCCUCUUGGCUUCCGACUCAAACCUGGGCCAGCUACCCGAUCACCCGCAAACUAGACGAAGGCCGCCUCUACACGGGGGGGAACUCGGCGGAGGACUCCUACUGCAUAACCGCUUCGUCUGAGGAUGUCAACGCGCCGAUCGGACUCGCCAAAUGCAACAGCUUCAAGGAUGUCUACCCCAAGGGCAGCAACGCGUGGUACAUCCCCUCCCUUGGCUUCACCAACCGCAUCUCCAGCCGUCUCGAGCAGCCCAAAUGUCUCACCGUUCCCGGAGACAAGAAAGAAAACGGCGUCAAACUCGCCAUUGGCCCCUGCGUCAGAGGCACGGGCCCCCCGACCAGUCAGCGCUUCAUUGCUUUGGCAACCGGGCAGCUCCAGUUAGAAGGCACGCGUUUUUGCGUCGACGUGGCUGAUCUUCAAAUCACGAAUGGCGCACUGAUCCAACUCUGGGAAUGCAUCGGCGACAGACCGUCCCAGAAAUGGUCGCGCGCUGCGGUAUAA
Molecule: messenger RNA, 951 nt
Organism: Mycena indigotica
Lineage: Eukaryota; Fungi; Basidiomycota; Agaricomycetes; Agaricales; Mycenaceae
Product: Ricin B-like lectin
Exons: 5
Coding region: 1-951 (316 amino acids)
Source: RefSeq, a predicted model, not a curated record